Messenger RNA from Aphanomyces invadans, 555 nucleotides. RefSeq lists its product as hypothetical. The record is from RefSeq and is a predicted model, not a curated record. The coding region runs from base 1 to 555 and encodes 184 amino acids. Lineage: Eukaryota; Oomycota; Saprolegniomycetes; Saprolegniales; Verrucalvaceae. The transcript is spliced from 2 exons.
AUGCAUGACUUCAAGAAUGAUGUCUGUGACAACGAGCACUACCUCACCCAUACUCAUCUCAUAACGUUCAUGAAACUGCAGCGCCAUAAUUGGCUCGAGGAGUACAUUACUAACAAGAAGAACGACGACACGGCGUACAACAGCUUGCUCCGACACUGCCAACGGUUUACUAAGCGCUAUCACAUCUCGCAACGAGUGCCAUGUGCGACCAAGCUACCACAAGCUGUGCUUGCUGAGCCGAAAGCUACAAUUGCAAAGGAGUUUUGGGAAAAGUUCAAAGAUACCACGCCUUCAGACAUCAUCAACGUCGACGAAACUUCUGUCUACUAUGACAUGCCACCUAAAAAGACUUUGGCGAAAAUCGCUGGUCAAAUGUACGUUGUACAGGAGAAGGCAUGGAUGGACACGCGUGUGUGGGAGAUGUACUUGACUGAUCUGCUCAAGUACGAGAUCGAAGGCCCCUCUGUUAUUGUGGCCGACAAUUUGGAUUGUCAUUAUGACGAUGAUAGCCAUCAAAUCCUCCCUACUCGGGCACGAAUGGUCAACACCAAAUGA